Molecule: messenger RNA, 3512 nt
Organism: Acanthisitta chloris (rifleman)
Lineage: Eukaryota; Metazoa; Chordata; Aves; Passeriformes; Acanthisittidae
Gene: PALB2
Product: partner and localizer of BRCA2
Exons: 10
Biological process (GO): double-strand break repair via homologous recombination
Cellular component (GO): nucleoplasm
Molecular function (GO): protein binding; DNA binding
Source: RefSeq, a predicted model, not a curated record
GUUCUAGAGAUGACACAUCUCCUAGUGCUGACAGUGGUGGAACCUCUCACUUACAGCCUGAAACCUGCUCUGAUGUUGGCAUGGAGAAGACAACGUCUGUCCCGUUUAAACGCAUUCCUGAAGUCUCCAAUGUUGAUGUUAGCCUGCAGGACAGCUCAGGAGCAGAAAGCAUCCAAGCCAGCCAGGAAAACCCCUGCUGUGGGAUUAUUAGGCCUGAGGAGAAAACACCCCAAAGCUCCAGAGGUGUGAUGAAGCUGAGGAGACGGACGAAGGCUCUGAAAUCAAAGGACAGGGACUCAGUACGUGAUGGGCAUGUAAUCAGCACCGAUGAAAUGAUGAAAAACCAAAUUGCUGGUGCAGAGGAGCUCCAGUCACCAGUGUUCAGGCGCAGCAGCCUCUCACACACUGAGGAACAGGCUCAAAGGGUGUCCAGGGCAGUGCUCAUGCAGGGAGAGGGAAACAGUUUCACUCCUGGUGCAGCUUCAGGAGUUGUACAGGAUGUGCUUGAGGGCAGUGUCUCUGCAGGAGAGCCUGAGCUGUCCCUGUGUGCGCCUGAGUCCCCAAGGGCUGUGGCCACACCUGGGCCGUGUUCACAGCAUGAACACUCUGUUGUACUUGACACCAGAGGUGAUGGAGGAGAAGAAUCCCAUAGUGUCAUAGAGCAACCAGAUGGUGAGACUGUGUGUGAGGAUCAGGGAGAAUUACAUGGGCUUCUGGAUUUGAUGUCAGAGAAUGAAACAUUGCCUGAUGGAGCAGAUAACACCAUAACUGAUGAGAACAAAAGCCAUGAAGGAAAUCAAAGGGAUGCUAACACCUUACAUCCCUGUCCCGCAGCUCAUGCUCUGGGCAGUGCUGAAGGAUUAUUGGAGAAUCAGCAGCUUGAAAUUCAGUCAAGACUUCCUCCUGCCGAGCAGGCAGCAGCCCCCGAGGGUGCACUGAGCUCCUGCACAGUGGUCGAAGGGCUGCUCUUCCCCGUGGAGUACUAUGUCAGGACAACCCGGCGCAUGUCAAAUUGCCAGAGGAAGGUGGACCUGGAUGCUGUAAUCCUCAGCCAACUGGGCAGGAGCAAGAAAGGUCAGUGGAGUAAGUGCAGACAGAAAGAUGCAAGCUCAGAUCAGCCCUGCCGAGAAAGAGCUAAAGACGAUUUGGAGUCAGGGGUUGUGUUGUUCCCUUGUCUUGGGGUAGAAAAUGAUCCAGCAAACUCCAGUAGCUCUCAGAUAUCUCUUCCUGUGUCCAGUGGCAGCAGCACUUCACAUGGAUCCAUUUCCCAGAACAGCAUCACUAGCACAAGGCGAGAACAGAGGCAAUCCCAGAGGAGACAGAAGGGAAGGACAAAGUCUGCCUGCAAAGCCCCUGUGCAUCCAGUGUCACAGGAGCUCAUAGUGAACCUGGAUCUCAUAACAACCAGGGAAAGCAGUGCUCUGCUGACAAGUGAGGGCCUGAGUGAAAAGGAAAACCAUGAUGCUAACCUUGAAAAAUCAUCCUCAGAUGAGAGGUUUGCUGCAGCAGCACUAGGGUCUGGGGAGACAGGAGCGCCUGGAGCUGCACUGCCAGCGGGUCCUGAUCCUCCUCCAGGAGGGAGCCAAGUGCCAGGAAAAUGCCUUGAGACUCUUUUAGGGCCGGUUCAAAAUCCACUUCUGAGCAGUGAUUCCCUGAGCCCAGGGAAUGAACCUUUUUCCAGCCAUGUGGGAGAUCUGGAAGCCAACUCACCUGCGUGUCAGGCUGAUAAGCACCGCGCCAUCAGUGUCCCUCUGCGCCGCUCCCUGCGCUCCUCUGCGAGGCACAGAGCCCAGCAGUGCUCCAAAGAUGACAGCAACAAAGGACUGAGCUGUCCCACGGUUUCAGAGGGUCCUGCUGCUCUCUAUCUUCCUGCUGUGGACCCUGACACUCACAGCUCCCUCUUCUCCUUCCGUGGCUACCAGUGGCUGAUCCCCAGGCUGGGUAUCAGAGACUUCCACCUACCCAAUGAAGAGUUUGGAGUACUGAAACUGGAGAAACUGGAAUCUUCCCCUGUGAAGGACUUGGAGGAUUUUGUUCCCAGUGUGUCUGGGGAUGCUGUGGCUCCAGAGAACGCACAAGGUGCACAGAUUAAUCCAGAAAAAAAAAGUCUCAAAAGUAAUGUGAUUUCACCUUCCAAAAGCAGAUUCCCUGUGCUCUCUCACGUGGACAGCCCAGCUUCCAAGAAGGACCUUUCCACCCAUGAAUUGCUUUUUACCCCCAUGGGGACUGUCCUGGCUGGAGCUCCCACUCAGCCCGAGUCUCAGAUUGCCUCAUCUCUUUUCCCUGCUGUGGGUGCAACUCCAGGUGUUUUACCUUCAGUACAUGGUGAGGUGUUCCCCCACACACCAUCUGUCCCUGCCUCACACACUGGCCCACCUUCCUCUAGAGGAGCAGCUGCCCAGGCCCUGAGUGCUGUGGCAUGCAGAGACCCUGCCAUGCCACUGCACCUGCACAGCUGUGGUGUAGAGGCUGCCAGAAAAGAGGAGGAACAAGGUACAACAUUUCCUUUAGCAGCUGAAAGAGGUACUGAUAAUAAAUCUGAUGAGGAUGUGCCCUUGGAGAAGCAUCAGCAGUCAGAGAGCAAAGAGCAGGGAUCCUGCAGAGCUUCUCCUGAACAGGAAAAAGAUGUAGCAGAACAGUUGACUCCAGAGCUGCUGGAUGGCCCCAAAGAAGAGAGCCUGCAGCUCAUGUCAGAACUAAAGGAUUCCUCAGGUUCCUGUGCUGUGGAUGUGAGCACAGUGUGGUGGGAAGCAGCUGGCUGCAGGGAGCUACGUGUGGUCACUGCUUCCGAGAGCUCCGUGUCCCUCUGGGAGCCUCUGUCCCCCGACCGCUGGGGGAAGGUCUACACUUGGCAGCUGGGAGAGAUCCCUAUCAUCCAGAUUGUUCCUCUGCCAGACACCUGUAACCUUGUGUGUGUAGCACUGGGAGAGCUAGAGAUUGGAGAAAUAAGGCUCUUGCUUUAUUCCUCUGAGACUGACUCGUUCAAGCACUCCCUAGUGAGAGCUGGGAAUAUAAAAGCAGUUGUUGGGCUGAAGGACAGGAGGCUGGUGAGCAGCAGCCGGAGUGUGCAGGAGCAGCAAGUGGAGAUGGUGUCGCUCUCAGAGACAGGGGGGACCAGGGAUGGGCAGACCCUGAGACCUCCUGAAGAAACUGUUACAGCCUUUGCUGAAGUAGAAGGGAUGAGAGAAGCCUUGGUGGGCACCACUGCAGUGAACAGCGUCGUGGUUUGGAACCUGAAAACAGGACAGCUGCUGAGGAAGAUGCACGUUGGUUAUUCCUACCCUGCUUCCAUCUGCCACCGAGCCUAUUCCGACUGUGGCCUUCUGUUUGUUGUGUUAAGCCAUCCACACGCCAAAGAGAGCGAGUGCUGUGGAAACCCAGCGUUCCGCGUGGUGGCCUUCAACCCCCGCACAGGGAGGAGCACAGGGGUCAUGUUCUCCUCCCUCCCGCCCGGCCCUGCUGGAAGGUACCUGGAGGGUGAUGUUCGGGACACCGCAGCUGCCGCCGUGCUG